Molecule: messenger RNA, 1290 nt
Organism: Cryptococcus amylolentus CBS 6039
Lineage: Eukaryota; Fungi; Basidiomycota; Tremellomycetes; Tremellales; Cryptococcaceae
Exons: 6
Coding region: 514-1167 (217 amino acids)
Molecular function (GO): electron transfer activity
Source: RefSeq, a predicted model, not a curated record
AGGUUGUCAUGUUCCAUCCCACACCUGUCGACGCGUUCAUCGGUCUCACUGGCGGUGCUUUGCUUUGGGGGAGACCUCGGACCUUGGAUCUGAGGCACUCAUCAUAGCAUAGUAGUGUAUCCAGGAUAGAGCAUUGACGCUCAACGCGACCGUAUCAGGCGACACGUUCAAAGCGGUGAGCCAUAUCGUGGAGCCACCAGUGGGUACAGGCAGUCGAGCGCCCUUGACGACCCGCAGACCGUAUCCGGUAGGCCGGAUCUCUAGCUCACAUGCAUGCUGAGGCCUUUUGGCCAUCUAUAUAAGAGGCCAAGAAAUCACCUCAGAAAUGCCAUCCAGCACAACUCUUCAAUCUCAACAACUCUUUCCCAUCUUAUUUCAUAGGUCAAGCCGGUCUUGCCUAUCUUUUUUUUUCUUGUCUACUUUAGCCUUUACCCUACCAUAGCUUGCUGGUCUUGCUUCUUCGAUCUUCUCCGGUUUUCACGCAUUCACCAACCCUUCACUCAACUUUUCAAGAUGUUUACCUCCAGCCUCGUCGCUCUCGCCAUCGCUGCCACUUCCGUCCUUGGUGCCAACCACACUGUUCUCGUCGGCCAGAACUCUACCAAGACCUUCACUCCUUCCGAGCUGACUGCGGCUGUUGGUGAUACCGUUGAGUUCCAGUUCGUCGGAGGCAACCACACUGUGACCCAGUCGACCUUUGCCAACCCGUGCACCAACUCGGGCUUCAAGUCUGGCUUUGUGAAAGGUAACGCCAGUAACCCUACCAGCUUUACCAUCUCUAUCAACGACACUACUCCUCUCUGGAUGUACUGCGGUCAGACUGGGCACUGCGAAGCUGGUAUGGUCAUGUCUAUCAACGCUCCCUCUACUGACAAGACAUUCGCCGCAUUCCAGGCCGCUGCCGCAGGAAACUCUUCCUCUACCGACUCGUCCUCCUCUUCCAACAGCACCGCGACUGCCUCUGCCUCUUCUACCAAGACCAAGAACAAGAACAAGGACAAGAGCUCCAGCACUGCUUCCGAAACGGCUUCCGGGACUGGUGGCAGCUCUACUGCCUCUGCUGCUGCUGACUCUGCUUCCUCUGCUGCCGAGCUCCAGCUUGGCAUCCCCGGCGUCUCUGGUCUUCUUAUGGCCAUUGCCGCUCUUGCUGUGGGCACUGUUCUCUGAUCGGUUCGAGGCUCUGGACGAUGGACAUAGAUUGAGUCAAUGCGAGAUGUGUAUGGGUAUGAAUGUAUUACCGAGACUUAUCACUGCAAUUUUGUGGCCAAAGCUUUGAGAAUGCAAGUGGCG